Messenger RNA from Protopterus annectens (West African lungfish), 1959 nucleotides. RefSeq names its product mitochondrial translation release factor 1 like (gene MTRF1L). Gene Ontology annotation, molecular function: translation release factor activity. The record is from RefSeq and is a predicted model, not a curated record. Gene Ontology annotation, biological process: translational termination. The transcript is spliced from 7 exons. The coding region runs from base 174 to 1478 and encodes 434 amino acids. Lineage: Eukaryota; Metazoa; Chordata; Ceratodontiformes; Protopteridae.
ACAGGAUUACCCGGAAGAGAAUAGAAACAAUUUGACAUUUGCUAACAUGGUAGCGCCAUGCAGUUAGCACGAGUCGUGUGUUGCGAAUUUUGUGCAUUUAAUCCAUAUGUUUAGAUAAUGAUAUUUGUGAGGCGUUGUGGACCAUGGAAAUAAAGCAGAGGGUAUAUUAAAGUAUGACCUUAUUUAGGAGUGUUCGGGCUAUAAUUACCACGGUUGUACCUCGGCGGUGGAUCACAGUAAGCUUAUCCUUAAGACAAUGUUUAGUGACACACAGGAAUCGACAUGUUUCUGUAAACUUACGCACUGCUGUUCACCUUCCAGGAAAAGUAGCGCGUCUCUCCCGUGCUUUUAACAGUGAUGUUCUUGCAGCCGGAGAUUUGUUUGCAAAAGAUUCAGUACAGGACCUUUUAAAGAAACUAGAAACUGAAUACAGUGAUUGUUUAGAACAAGUAAACACUGUCAAUCAGGAUGCACAGCUGAAGGUGCUGAGACGAAGAAUUGCUGAUUUAAGUCCUCUUGUUACCCAUUUUAAGCAGCUAAGGGGUAAGGAACAGGAGCUUCAAGAAAUUGAAGCCUUGCUGCAUGAUGACAAUCCAGAGCUGAGAAAACUUGCAGAAGCUGAAAGAUUGGAGUGCCAACAUCAGCUGCUUGAUCUGAAGAAAAAGAUCAUCACACUGCUAGUUCCAGCACAUGAAGCUGAUGACAGUGACUUAGUAAUGGAGGUGACUGCUGGGAUUGGAGGACAGGAGGCCAUGCUUUUCACUGCAGAAAUGUUUGAUAUGUAUCAGAGUUACGCUUCUUUCAAGAAAUGGAGCUUUGAAAUCCUAGAGUAUUACCCCAGUGAACUAGGUGGGUUAAGACAUGCAGCUGCAAGCAUCAGUGGUCAGCAUGAAGUUUACAAACAUUUGAAAUAUGAAGGCGGUGUUCACAGAGUUCAGAGAGUUCCCAAAACAGAGAAGCAGGGUCGCAUCCAUACCAGCACCAUGACUGUUGCCAUACUGCCUCAGCCAAGUGAGAUUGACUUAACCAUCAAUCCCAAAGAUUUAAGAAUUGAAACUAAACGAGCAAGUGGUGCUGGUGGCCAGCAUGUAAAUACCACAGACAGUGCAGUACGGAUUGUGCAUAUUCCUACAGGUGUAGUAUCCGAAUGCCAGCAGGAGAGGUCACAAAUCAAAAACAAAGAGAAAGCCUUAAAGGUGCUUCGUGCAAGACUAUACAGCAAGAAACUAGAAGAAGAAAUGAACAAAAGGCAGAGUGUACGAAAAAUGCAGGUUGGGACCAAAGGAAGAUCUGAGAAGAUCAGAACAUACAAUUUCCCACAAGAUCGAAUUACUGACCACAGAGUCAACAAGACUGUUCAUGACAUUAAAGGAUUUUUGUUAGGAGAGGAUCUUCUAGAUGAAAUUAUACAGUCUAUUAGAGAAUAUACAGACCAUGAAAUGCUUAAGGAAUUACUAGAAAACAUUCCUGCACAGUAAUGGCUAUGAUUCCUCCUUAUCUCAUUUAUUUCACUUCUUACAUUAAAAAUUUGUCUGGACUUCAUUCUUUUGUGAGACUGUAGUGGUGCAGUAAUGUAGCUUGAUUAUUUUUCAUAAGCCUUUUAUUACUGGCUGCCUGAGAGAGUUUUCUGGUUUUAGUAGUAGAUGCCAGUGUACCUUAUCAAAGGUAUUCCAUUUUCAGCACUUUCUUAUGAGAAAAGGGAAUUACUUGUAAUAAAAGAAUGGUUCAGGACAAUUCAGUGGAGUACCACUGGAACUAAAAUGGUAUCUUUACAGAUGUUUACAUUUUUUUGCUUUGAAUGCCCAUCAUUGAUACCAUGUGACAGCAUUUCAGUUUCAGCACAUCUUUUUCUUUAACACCAAUUUCCUACUGCAUCGUCGAAUAUUGACAGGUAAUGUAAUUAUGUAUUCUACGGCAGGUGUUGUAAAAAGCAUAUUUAAUAAAACAGGGUAGCAAACA